Messenger RNA from Prunus armeniaca (apricot), 219 nucleotides. NCBI's taxonomy places the organism in Eukaryota, Viridiplantae, Streptophyta, Magnoliopsida, Rosales, Rosaceae. The record is from the annotation of a GenBank genome assembly.
AUGUCAUUCGUUGAUGGCACUAGUGAAUGUCCUCCUAAGAAUGUUACUGGGAGUACUGUUGUGAAUCUUGCCUACUCCACCUGGGUUCAACAAGAUCAACUGAUCCUUAGUUGGAUCAAUAGCUCUCUGACUUCAUCUGUUCUCUCUACCAUGUCAAGAAAUCAGACUUCUCGCACAACUUGGCAAGCUUUGGAGCAUAGAUAUGCCUCUGCCUCUUAG